AUGCGAAAGUUGGCCGACAUUCUACCUGCUACACCGGAGAUCGAUUGCGAUGGGGAGAUGUGGUCAUGCGGUGAAAGUGUCACUGAUGAUUCAUAUACUGAUAAAGAUCUGGUGAAUAAGCAUGUGCCAUUACCAACAGAAGCUGCGCUGAUGGAGAGAUCGGCACUGGCAUCGCAGAAAACAACAUACACAAUUUCAGAAGAUACAUCCACGGAACUCGACUAG
This is a messenger RNA of Botrytis fragariae, 225 nucleotides long. RefSeq lists its product as uncharacterized. NCBI's taxonomy places the organism in Eukaryota, Fungi, Ascomycota, Leotiomycetes, Helotiales, Sclerotiniaceae. The coding region runs from base 1 to 225 and encodes 74 amino acids. The record is from RefSeq and is a predicted model, not a curated record. The transcript is spliced from 2 exons.